This is a messenger RNA of Heterocephalus glaber (naked mole-rat), 2632 nucleotides long. Lineage: Eukaryota; Metazoa; Chordata; Mammalia; Rodentia; Bathyergidae. The record is from RefSeq and is a predicted model, not a curated record.
GGCAUUUAUCAGAAGACGACGGAAAUGCCCCAGCUGCAAACGCAGAAGCGGCGUCCAGUUGCGCAGGCUCCCGGAUUCUUAGAGCACGCCGCUGGGGGCGGAGCUUGUCUGCGUCCUCGCGCCUUCUGCUGGUGGCGGGAAAAGUAGAACGAGAUCGCUCGCGCUGCUCCCCGCCUUUAGGUCCUCCUCACCCUAGAAGGUAGCUGACUUUUCUUUGAUUGAAGGUGCUAGGUGUGGCCAAUCCUGGUACCUGUUUCGGAAGGAGAAACUUUCUCUUCAGGGUGACACCCAGCUCUUUCCUCUCAGAACCUCUAACCAACUCACCACCACAAACACAGCCCAGUAUCGGAGGGGUGCUAAGGAAAGGUACCCCAGGGCGAGUUGUUGGUGGGGAAGAGAGGCUAAGGAGCGGCCAUUUUACCCUCAGAGGAGUGCUGGGGAUUGAACCUAAGGCCUCAAAUGUGCCUGACAAGUGCUUUGCCUCUGAGAUAAACUCCCAGACUUGACUCUCCUUUUUUUUGAGUUUUAGUAUUGUGGAAAGAGAAAAUUAAUUUGAAACAUGGAGCAGUAGCUCUAAUUAACAGAAGUGAAAUCCUGGAUAUCUCUUCUCUAUUCAUCAGGGAAAGGCAAAGUGUCAUUUCUGAGCUGAAUGAUGGCAACACUACAGAAGAAAGAAGAAUGUGGAAAGGGACCAAAGAAAACCUUUGCCCCACCUACACAAAAAUUGCAUAGCAUGAUACCUUGUAGCCCUGAUUCACCCAAGGAGACUCUGGAAAUUGGUUCCCCAGAGGCUGAGGUCAAGCCAAACCAACCAAAGCCCAGACUAGGGAAGAGGGAGAAGAAGGCAGCCAUAGAGAAUGGUCCAAGUCUUGGACGGAAGAAAAGAAAGGCUCAAGACAAUAAGUCAGCAGAGAAGAAUGAAAAGGAAAAAUUAAUUCUUACCAAUGCAGAAUUUGAGGAGAUUGUCCAGAUUGUGCUACGCAAGUCCCUCAAGGAGUGCUUGGGGAUGGGAUCUGGCCUUAAUUUUGCAGAGACUUCCUGCGUAAACCCUACAGUGUGUAUCCACUCAGACAAAGAAGUAGGAAUUGCUGCUUCUGCUGCUACUGAUAAUGAUAAUGCCAGUGGGGAGAGAGUAAUGGUACCUCAGGUGCCAGAGAUUUCAGCUUCUCUGGAAGAUGAAGUUACCCCUGAGAUAAGGCCAUCUGAGCCAGGCCAGGCAAUUCUUGCACCCUCUGAGAAGAAACUUAAUAGACUCUACUUAAGCAAAAGAAAGAAGGAAGCUCGUCCUUGUAUAGUCUGGGUUCAGUGUUCCUCUCCAAACUGUAAAAAAUGGAGGCAGCUGUGUAAGAAUAUGGACCCCUCAGUUCUCCCAGACAAUUGGUUCUGUCACCAGAAUACAGACUUGAAUUAUAAUUGCUGUGAUAUUCCUGAGGAGACCUGGACAGGGCGUGAGAGUGAAGUGGUCUAUGCCUCCUAUGUCCCAGGAUCCAUCGUCUGGGCCAAGCAAUAUGGUUACCCCUGGUGGCCAGGCAUGAUAGAAUCUGAUCCUGACCUGGGGGAAUAUUUUCUUUUUGCUUCUCAUCUUGAUUCUAUGCCGUCUAAGUACCAUGUGACAUUUUUUGGAAAAACAGUUUCUCGUGCUUGGAUUCCAGUGAACAUGCUAAAGAAUUUCCAAGAGCUAUUCCUGGAGCAAACAGGAGUGAAAAAGUGCAGGAACAAGGACUACAUCCAGAAACUAGAAGUAGCCAUAAUAAUGGCUCACAAAGCACAGCAGACUGGCAUUCAGGACCGGGUUAACUUGUUUGGUUUCUGGAGCCGAUACUGUGGAUCUGACAGCAAUGAAGAAAGAAGAGACUUAACACUGCCUGGGGCUAACAGCCCCAAGUCCUACAUGGAGAAAGAAGAGGAGGAAGAGUUAGAGAAGGAAGAGAAAGAGAAAAAAAAUCCAACUUUGCCUGGUCCCAAGUCAGCUAAGAUAAAGACUAAAAACCCCAAGCUAAGAGGGCAUGGAGGUGAUGCAGACAUGGCAGAUGGACAAGACAAGAUCCUGAAAAAGAAGGUAACCAAGAGACGUCUGGACAGUGAAUCCACAGUGCCCACUGUACCCGUAAUGGAAAUGAAAGAAGGGGAACGGAAUCCAGAUCUGGACCAGCCAGGACCUAAGAAAAAAUUUCAAGUUCCCCAAAGCAAGACCUCAGUCGUCAUCCUGUCUGAAGAAAAAGAAGUUAGAAUUGUGCCAAAGGGCCUCACCCCACCAGCUCAUCAUGAGGCCUCUCCUUUGGAGAGGAAAGAAAAGUCUAGACCGCAAGAGCCACUGAUUCUGGAAACUGGAAGUGUCUGCCUUGAAGAUGAAGCAUCCACUGACCUGGACCUGGAGCAAAUCAUGGAAGAUCUUGGAAGAAAGUCAGAAGGAAGAGGGGAGCUGUGAGACUGAGAUGAUGCAGGGGCAUUCUCCAUGGCCUUUUUUGAUAAAUAAUGGUGUUCUCCUGUCCUCCUCUCGUUCUCUUUAAAGUAACAGGAAGAGCCUUUCAGUUCAGUCCCUGAGACGUUCCUAAGUGUUUGGAUUAUUAAUUGGCUACAAGGUUCAAGAGCUCUGCAGUCUACGUCAAUAAAGUGGGUGCAUGCGUGUUUA